Messenger RNA from Phytophthora nicotianae INRA-310, 2443 nucleotides. RefSeq lists its product as hypothetical. The transcript has a single exon. Gene Ontology annotation, molecular function: nucleic acid binding; RNA helicase activity; ATP binding. The record is from RefSeq and is a predicted model, not a curated record. Lineage: Eukaryota; Oomycota; Peronosporomycetes; Peronosporales; Peronosporaceae. Bases 44 to 2353 code for a protein of 769 amino acids. Gene Ontology annotation, biological process: rRNA processing. Gene Ontology annotation, cellular component: nucleus.
UCAAUCGACACCCAGCCAUUCGAAGAGCUCCAUUCUCAACGUCAUGGCUUCACGUGCGUUCCGCCAGGCCCACGGCCGGCCGAAUCCUCCGGUGCAAGAUGAAGAAGCUGCUGUCGCAUCUGACACCGCUAAACUUAAGCAAAAUGAGCGCGAGCGUCUCGAGAUCGAGAAGCUAGAGGCGCGUAUCGCGGAGCAGACACCUGCGCGCGGCUCGCAGCUCGGCGAGGCAGCCAGUUUUGACCUGUUCCCGCUAUCUGAAGCUUCGCGCCGCGGUCUGAGGACCUGCGGCUUCACUGCACCCACCAAGAUCCAAGUCGGCGCACUGCCGCACGCGCUAGCUGGACGCGAUGUCCUCGCAGCGGCUAAAACAGGUUCAGGCAAGACAUUGGCCUUUCUGCUUCCAGUACUUGAGAAGCUCUUCCGUCUCCGUUGGAGUGUGGAGGACGGAUUGGGAGCUCUCGUCAUUUCACCCACACGAGAACUAGCACUACAGAUCUUCGAGGUGUUGCGUAACGUGGGCAAGGCGCACGCGUUCUCGGCCGGUCUGGUCAUCGGCGGCAAGAACUUCCGCGAGGAACAGCUCCGACUUGUGCGGAUGAACCUGCUGGUUUGUACGCCCGGUAGACUGCUACAGCACAUGGAACAGACACCCGCCUUCGAUGCUAGCAAUCUACAGGUGCUUGUACUGGACGAAGCCGACAGAAUCCUGGAUCUAGGCUUCCAGAAACAGUUAACGUCCAUUCUAGAACAUCUACCACCCGCAGGAGAGCGCCAGACAAUGCUGUUCUCAGCUACGCAGACCAAAUCUGUCAAGGAUCUGGCAGCGCUGAGUCUGCGCGAGCCAGAGUACGUCGCGGUGCACGAACACUCCGCCAACGCCACUCCUAAGGGCCUACAACAGAGCUACGUGGUGACGCCGCUGGAGCGCAAGCUGGACGUGCUGCUGUCCUUCAUCAAGUCUCAUCUUAAACAGAAAACCAUCGUCUUCUUGUCCACAUGUCGUCAAGUGCGCUUCGUGCACAGUGUCUUCUGUAAAUUACAGCCGGGUAUCCCGCUGUGUGCGCUACACGGCAAGUACAAGCAAGGCAAGCGUGUGGAAGUGUACUACGAGUUCUUGAACAAGCCAGCGGCAGUGCUUUUUGCGACGGAUAUUGCAGCACGAGGUCUAGAUUUCCCUCAAGUUGACUGGGUAUUGCAGCUUGACUGUCCUGAAGACGCAGCCAACUACAUUCACCGUGUCGGUCGUACCGCGCGAUACAACAAACAAGGUAAAGCUUUAAUGUGUCUCGUACCGUCGGAGGUGGACGGUAUGAUGAAGCGUCUGGAGGACGCCAAGGUGCCGAUUCGGGAGACGAAGCUCAACCCAGCCAAGACCACGAGCUGUCGUCAAAAAGUGGCGUCUGUUGUGGCUGGUGAUAAGGAGAUUAAGGCGUUGGCACAGAAGGCGUUCAUGUCUUAUGUGCGUUCUGUUUACUUACAGCCCGAUCGCGAGGUGUUCGAUGCCACAGCACUCCCCCUAGACGCGUUCGCUGAGUCUCUCGGUCUUCCUGGUGCUCCACGGAUGCCAUUCUUGUCCAAGAUGAAGGCUGAACACGAGAACGGAGGCAAUGAAGCUUUACGUGAAGAACUUCGCGGUAAGAAAAAUGUCAACCGUAAGUUGCAACAACUUAAGGAGAAAAUUAAGGCGGAGAAGGAACGCAAGCGGUUGGCGCGGCAAUUGGCGGCGUUGGGUCCAAAGGAACAAGAAGAAGCCAAGAAAAAACUGGAGAAACGAAAAGAAGAGGAGGAAGAAGAGGAGGAAGAAGAUUCACUUAUGGUUGUCAAGCGGGUACACAACUGGGACGACGAUGAGCCGCUUGACGUGGACUCACUUGGCCCAACUACGAAGAAACAGAAGAAGUUGCGCGUGGACCGUGAAGCCAUCAACGCGUCCAAGAUCGUCUUCGACGAGGAAGGCAACAGCGCCAAGAUCGCGGACCGUCUAUCGGCGCGUAGCAGUGCGGAAACGGAGUUCGCGGACGUGGAGCAACACGCCAAGAACUACACGGAACAGGUGGCCGCUCGUCUUGCCGCUAAGGACGAAGAGGACCGUCGUCUGGAGAAGGAGCGUGUGCGUGCUAAGCACCACAAGAAGCGCAUGAAGAUCAAGGGCGAGCGCGACGACGACGAGAGCGAAGACGAAGGCGCGCGUCUUGCUGUGGCCUCGGACGAUGAAGAUAUGAGCAGUGGCAGUGAGAGCGACAGUGAGGAAGAAGCCAGUAGUGAGGAAGAAGAGAGUGACAAGAAGAACGUCGACCGCCAGGCUGUCGCCAGCCAGGAAGAGAUGGCGUUGGCCAUGUUGCAGCGUCGGUAGAUUCUGCCAUACAUUCUGCACUAACACUUGACCAUAGAAACGUUUCUAUUCGAGAAUAGGAAAAAAAUAUUUCGAGAGAUCUGAUUGGCC